This is a messenger RNA of Heteronotia binoei (common prickly gecko), 1339 nucleotides long. It is a transcript of the gene DCUN1D5, whose product is annotated as defective in cullin neddylation 1 domain containing 5. Gene Ontology annotation, molecular function: ubiquitin-like protein binding; cullin family protein binding; ubiquitin conjugating enzyme binding. Gene Ontology annotation, biological process: positive regulation of ubiquitin-protein transferase activity; protein neddylation. The record is from RefSeq and is a predicted model, not a curated record. Gene Ontology annotation, cellular component: ubiquitin ligase complex. NCBI's taxonomy places the organism in Eukaryota, Metazoa, Chordata, Lepidosauria, Squamata, Gekkonidae. Bases 373 to 1077 code for a protein of 234 amino acids. The transcript is spliced from 8 exons.
CCCCGCCCCUCUAUUAGCUCCGCCCCGUGACGGGCGGGGCUAGCGUGGCCACGCCCAGACCCGCCUCGGGGGCUGGCCCAGGCACGCCGCUGUCACUUCCUGCUCCCACCUCCUCGCUUGAGGACGGCGCAAGGCGCUCGCCUCUCCUUGUCUGUUCCUUGCCGGCGUCGCCGCUGCCCGGUCUCGACACACCCGCCCCUUCGCGCCCCCUGCCCUGCCUGGAAGGGCCGAAGCGAGCGGGACGGCAGCCUCCGCUUCCCCACAAGGCCGCCGCGGCAGCAGCUGGGAGGACGAGGCAGGAGGAGGCGCUCUCGGGACUGCUGGCGUGAGGGGGCCCGGCCGGCCGGCGGCUCCUCUCCUCGAACCGGCGAAAUGCCCGUGAAGAAGAAGCGCAAAUCUUCGGGGCAGGCGGGCGACGAGACGGGCCUCAAGAAAUGCAAGAUCAGCAGCUAUUGCAGGUCGCAAGCUUCUGGUAAAGUGAUAAGUGGGGAGGACCAUUUUUCAAGCAAGAAGUGCCUGGCCUGGUUUUAUGAAUAUGCAGGUGACGAUGAAGUUGUAGGGCCGGAAGGAAUGGAGAAAUUCUGUGAGGAUAUUGGUGUUGAACCUGAAAACAUUAUUAUGUUAGUUUUAGCCUGGAAACUGGAGGCUGAAAACAUGGGAUUUUUUACCAAGGAAGAAUGGUUGAAGGGGAUGACCUCAUUGCAAUGUGACUGCACAGAGAGACUGCAAAGUAAAUUUGAUUUUUUGCGCUCACAAUUGAAUGACAUUUCAACGUUUAAGAAUAUCUACAGAUACGCGUUUGAUUUUGCAAGGGAUAAGGACCAGAGAAGUCUUGAUAUUGAUACUGCAAAGUCUAUGCUAGCUCUUCUACUAGGAAGAACGUGGCCACUGUUUUCAGUAUUUUACCAAUACUUAGAGCAGUCAAAAUACAGAGUUAUUAACAAAGAUCAGUGGUACAAUGUGUUAGAAUUCAGCCGAACUGUCCACGCAGAUCUUAGCAACUACGAUGAAGAUGGGGCAUGGCCUGUUCUUCUCGAUGAAUUUGUGGAGUGGCAAAAGGUUCGCCAAACAUCAUAGCGAAAAAAGUUCUGGAAAAAAAUGCUGGCUCUUGCAAUGCCCACCUCUUCAAAAAAAAACUGAGUCAAAAACCAUGCAUCCACAUCCUUUUGAACUUUAUAGCCAUUUUUUUCCUUUUAUUUUUAAAGGAAGCCUUGUUCCAUGUGAAACAGGCAUUGAACCACACCUCUUCUGAGACUGAACGUUGGGAAUUUUUUUUUUUUGUCUUAAGUUUCAAUCAUUUCAGAACAAUAAACAUUCAGAUUUUUAACAGUCUCAAAAA